Adineta ricciae is the source of this 411-nucleotide messenger RNA. Lineage: Eukaryota; Metazoa; Rotifera; Eurotatoria; Adinetida; Adinetidae. The record is from the annotation of a GenBank genome assembly.
AUGGGUGAUAGUUAUUCCAAAUGUAAAAAUCGGGUAAACGUUGAUAUAGUUGGAAAUGGUAACUCGGCAUUUGUGCUCAAUGGUGUGACUUUCAAUGUCACCAACAUGCUGGAGACAACCGUUAUUUUUACUAUAAAAAAAUAUCGUGUUGAAGUGAUUGCAAUACAAUUAGUAUCGUUUUGUGUGAUACUUUUCUGCAUAUUAAUCAUUGGUCGAUAUCAUAUACCGCACCAUCGAACCGAUGAAGAUACAUCUGAAGAACAACAUAUGGAACGAAAUAAAUGCAGAACGACCGAAUACAAAAACACAGAUUGUGCUGCUAAUCAAGUUCGAAUAUUUUAUAAGAUCUGCCUUCAUUAUCAUAUUGGACUUAUGUUUAGCAUUUUUCAGGAUCGAAAACUGACAUUGUAG